AUGAAGUCUCGAGCUUUGCGACACGUCGCCCUGCGAAGGGCUGCCCUCGCCAGACCGCAGGCCGUGCCUUUUGCUCUUCGAUCAGCCAGCAGUCUCUCGCAACGACCCAAUUCCGACUUUGUCUCCUUCCCCGGUGCCCUCAAGAGUGCCUUCACGACCACGCUCAAGUUUGAGGCUCCCGAGUCGUAUCCUGCCCUGCCGACGUACCGCGUUGUCGACCAACAUGGCGCGGUGGUAGACGAGUCCUUCAAGCCCGAUAUUUCGGACGAGGAGGUGAUUCGACUAUACAAGGACAUGGUCUUCAUUUCCAUCAUGGAUCUGAUCAUGUUUGAUGCGCAACGGCAAGGUCGACUGAGCUUCUACAUGGUCAGUGCUGGUGAGGAGGCUGUCAGCAUUGGCAGCUCAAGUGUCUUGGAUCGGGAGGACGUCAUGUUCUGUCAAUAUCGAGAGCAGGGCGUGUUCAAGGAGCGAGGGUGGACGGCAAAGGAGUUUAUGGGACAACUCUUUGCUAAUAAGCGGGACCCUGGCCGAGGGCGGAGUAUGCCUGUGCACUACGGAAGCAAGGAGUUGAAUAUUCAUUCGAUCUCGUCGCCGCUGGCAACACAACUUCCCCAGGCCUCUGGAGCUGCCUACGCUCUGAAGAUGCAACGGCUUCAGGACCCCAAUGUCAAACCUAGAGUGGUUGCUGCCUUCUUUGGCGAGGGCGCAGCAAGUGAAGGAGACUUUCACGCUGCAUUGAACAUUGCGGCCACAAGAUCUUGCCCCGUGAUCUUUAUCUGCCGAAACAACGGCUACGCCAUCUCGACACCCACGCUGGACCAGUACCGUGGUGACGGUAUUGCCAGCAGAGGUAUUGGUUAUGGUAUCGAUACUAUUCGCAUCGAUGGUAACGAUAUCUGGGCUGUCCGGGAAGCCACCAAGAAGGCCCGUGAGAUGGCUCUCCAAGACGGUGGAAAACCCGUUCUCAUCGAAGCUAUGACCUAUCGUGUCUCGCAUCACAGCACAUCAGACGAUUCGUUCGCAUACCGCGCGCGGGUAGAGGUCGAGGACUGGAAGCGACGUGAUAACCCUAUUACCCGACUCCGCAAGUGGAUGGAGGCCAAGGGUAUUUGGGACGAGGCCAAGGAGAAGGAGGCCCGUGAUAGUCUGCGCAAGGAGAUCCUGAAGGCGUUUAGCGAGGCUGAGAGGGAGAAGAAGCCCCCGAUCCGAGCCAUGUUUGAAGACGUCUAUGAGGAGCUCACAGAGGAUCUGAAGGCGCAGAUGGCAGAGCUGAAGGAGAUGUUGGACAAGUAUCCCGAGGAGUAUGACGUUGCUGAGUUUGAAGGAGGCAAGGAUAGCCUGAAGCCAUAA
Molecule: messenger RNA, 1350 nt
Organism: Fusarium keratoplasticum
Lineage: Eukaryota; Fungi; Ascomycota; Sordariomycetes; Hypocreales; Nectriaceae
Product: 2-oxoisovalerate dehydrogenase subunit alpha
Exons: 2
Coding region: 1-1350 (449 amino acids)
Biological process (GO): branched-chain amino acid catabolic process
Molecular function (GO): oxidoreductase activity, acting on the aldehyde or oxo group of donors, disulfide as acceptor
Source: RefSeq, a predicted model, not a curated record